Molecule: messenger RNA, 913 nt
Organism: Sipha flava (yellow sugarcane aphid)
Lineage: Eukaryota; Metazoa; Arthropoda; Insecta; Hemiptera; Aphididae
Product: DNA fragmentation factor subunit alpha-like
Exons: 5
Coding region: 258-821 (187 amino acids)
Biological process (GO): regulation of apoptotic process; apoptotic process
Source: RefSeq, a predicted model, not a curated record
UUUUGAAUUUCCUCCUCACUUCGUAGGUUUUAUCAACGCAACAAUAAUUGCACUGCUAUUAUUAUUAUUAUUAAUUCAAAACAAUAAUACGUUGUUUAAACAAAACGUGUGUGUUUCGCCUACUUCAUAAACAAUUGAUCAUACUCGUUUUGAACUCCGUGCAUUUGUCACAAUUACGAAUUCGAACAUUCGGGAACACGAAUUUCAUGAGAUUGAAGCAAAGUACAUUCGCAGGGUGAAACUUAGCAAAUUAUAAUAUGGAUAGUGAUGAAUAUUGUGGAAAACCAUACAAAAUUAUUGAUUCAAAGCGUGAAAAAAAAAUUGGCAUUGUAGCAAGUUCAUUGCCUGAUUUUAUAACUAAAGCUCAAAAAAAACUGAACAUUAGCGAACAAAUUAAAGUCGUUCUUGAAUCUGAUGGUACUGAAAUAGAUGAAGAUGAUUAUUUUGACACAUUGGAAAAAAAUACUCUGAUUAUGAUUUUAAAACCCGAUGAAAAAUGGUGUUCGUAUAGCGAUAUAAGCAUUAAGCUAGCUGAUGAUCAAGUUGAUGGGUCACAAAACUUAUACAGUUUGAUUCAACGUCUACAAAAUGAUAUAGGUCAAAUUGCUCUUUUGGGUGGUUGUGAUCUUGAACUUUUAUCUGAUAUGGAUCCAGACAGUUUGAUUGAUAUGUCUUUUGACAGAUCAUUUCUAGAUCAAAUUAAAGAAGCUAGUGGACGGUUUCUUUAUGAAAAACGAGAAGCUCAAGAUGCAUUAAAUUUGCUCAAACUCUAUCAUGCAUCAACAAUCAAUCAAACUUCAUCCAAAAAAAGUAAAGUUUAGGUUAUGAAAACAUCAAAUCACAUAUUACAUUUUUUAAAUCAUUCUCCAGUCAUAAAUAUACAAUUAAGUAACUAGUAUUAAUUUUUUGUCCA